CACUGCUGAGGUUCAGAUACCAUCGGGGGAUGAAAUGGUAACAGAAACUCAAACAGAAGGCGAGGAUGUCAAAAUGACUUCUUUUCCCGUCAAAAAUGAAGUGGAUUCCAUGAUAACGGACGGAACUGAAGAAAACAAGACAAAUGAAAAGAAAGUCCAAAGGCCACCACAGGAAGAAAAAGAAAAACAAUGGGGUCCAAGGAUCACUAAGAAGUUCCUGAGAGACCACUGCAAGCAGCACAAACUUUAUGUAACACCUUACCUGAAUGACACCUUGUAUCUGCACUUCAAAGGUUUUGCCACCAUUGAGAACCUAGAGGAGUACACAGGACUCAAGUGUCUUUGGCUGGAAAGUAAUGGCUUGCAACAGAUUGAGAACCUGGACGCCCAGACUGAUCUACGCUGCUUGUUUCUUCAGCAGAACCUCAUUCGCAAGCUGGAAAACCUUGAACCAAUGAAAAAACUCUGCACUCUAAAUGUCUCCAACAAUUACAUACACACCAUAGAGAACAUCUCCUGCCUUCCUGAUCUGAGCACUCUUCAGAUUGCUCAUAACAAAUUGGAAACAGUGCAGGACAUAGAACACCUGAGUCAGUGUCUGUCUCUCAGUGUGUUAGAUUUGUCUCACAACCUGUUAAAACACCCUGACAUCCUCUCAGUACUUGAGUCCAUGCCAAAUCUGCGAGUACUCAACCUAAUGGGAAAUGAAGUGGUGAAAAAAAUCCCACACUACAGGAAGACCAUGAUUGUGCAUCUCAAGCAACUAAACUUCCUUGAUGAUCGCCCUGUGUUCCCCAGAGACAGGGCUUGUGCAGAGGCCUGGGCUUCGGGAGGGCUGGAAGCAGAACGUCAAGAGAGGGAGGAAUGGAAGUCAAAGGAAAAGAGGAAACUUCAGGACAGCUUGGAUGGCAUGGCAGCUAUUCGAGAAAAAGCCCUGGAGAGACAGCGCCAACGAGAGCUACAGGAGAAAGGUGAGGCUGAGGUUUCAAUGUGUCCUUUGGAGGAAAAGAACAACCAAGAUUUGAGUUCAGUAAAAAAUGAGAAAAUCCAAGCCUUUGUGCAGAAAAGUCUGGAUGCUCAUGAAGAGUUUUUGCAUAAUCAAGACACUAAAGGGCCUGAUGAAGAGCCAGACGAUGGACAGUCAGCUGGAGAACAGGGAAGUGAGGAGUUACAGCUGGAGGAAGAGAACCAGGAAUGUUUCCAGGUAAAAACUCCUGUGAGGGAGGACAGAGAGACACUGAAUCCAAAACAGUUGGCACAUGAACAAGAAAUCACAACAGGGAGUAUGAUAAAGACAGAGAAAAGAGACAGUAAAGAACAAAACCAGUGCUACCAGUUUAUGGAAAAUGAUGUAGCAUGUGAGAGGAAACCACCUCCACUGACCACAGCAGCUCUCCAUGAAGUAGAGGAAGAUGUAAGAACACAUGGACCCGGGCCACUGGUGACAGAACUGGAUGAUGCAGAACAGCUGGAAACCAUUCACCUUCCACUAAACCGACCUAUGUAUAUUGAUGAUCUGCCUGAUUUGGAAGAUGCAGACGUGGAAGACCAAGACCUGGACUCCGCUGUGAUUUUCACCUCUGAGCGAGCAUUCAAACCAAAAAUAGAGGUCAUAUCAGGAGAAGAUGAUGAACCAACCCUAAACCAGAGUGGUUCAGUUCCUAGUUUUGGCCCCAAAAAACUCUUAAGUGAAGUCUCAGACAAUGCUUCACUGUUAGGGGAAUCAGGAGAUGCGCUGCAGCCGCUUAUGUUUCAAACAGCCAGAAAAUCCAAAACAAACCAUGUGACCUCUCCACCACACCGUCUGAUUGAGGAGUUGGAUUGAUUUUUUUCCAAGACUGGAAACAUUUUUAAGAUUAAAGUUGCAGCCAUAUUUCAGUAAAAUAUGUACAUUUUAACUGUCAGUUUGUGAGAAUUAGACUAAUUUAAUUUUAGAAUUAAUAUUUAGCUGUUAAAUAGUCUGUGCUGAUGAAGUUGGGCCAGUUUCUUCAUAUAAUCAUUGAUUGUGAACCUUUUUGUGAAAAUAAAAGAAUCUUUGAGCUCAUCUGUUGUUUAAAAUUAAUUUUGGUUGCACUAAUAACUUUACGCUGUCAUACGAGGGAGAGUCAAAAAGUUCUCAGACCAGCAUGUCACUGGGGAUGAAACUUGAAUCUACCAGUUUGACCCAGC
Sphaeramia orbicularis (orbiculate cardinalfish) is the source of this 2169-nucleotide messenger RNA. It is a transcript of the gene dnaaf1, whose product is annotated as dynein axonemal assembly factor 1. Bases 35 to 1825 code for a protein of 596 amino acids. Gene Ontology annotation, molecular function: dynein complex binding; protein binding. The transcript is spliced from 2 exons. The record is from RefSeq and is a predicted model, not a curated record. Gene Ontology annotation, biological process: axoneme assembly. Lineage: Eukaryota; Metazoa; Chordata; Actinopteri; Kurtiformes; Apogonidae. Gene Ontology annotation, cellular component: axoneme.